GCGCAGCAGCCCUUCUCGCCCCUUUUUCUGCUGACAUCUGCAGCCCAGAUGUGCGGCGCGCUCCGAGGUGCUGCUGAGCGCAGGAUGUUUUGCAUUCCCUCUGUGGAACAUGUGAGGCGUUUCUGUGGGCCGUCCGUCUGGCUGCAUUAGUCUGUGUGUCAUGGGGAUCUGUUUGCUUCGGCCCCUUGUUUGGCCGGCUCCGGGGGUUUGGGUACGACUGUUAGGAUGCUAAUUCGGCGCAGAUGUGAGCUGCUGAAUCAGGUGGUGAGAGGAAACUCCGGCCCUGGCAGGAGGGAGACACUGGCUGCCCUGUGCGGUGGUCCAGCCCAACAUAACAAAAUCUUCCCAGACUAACCUCCUCUGCUCUUGCAUUCGUCACAUCUGCUCCAGAGAGUGAUUUUCCAUGAUGUGCUGCAUCUGCCCAACGGAUUAACGGUGGCCAGAAGAGAGAUGACCCCUACCUGCAACACAUAGCAUUUGUUAACUUGAAGCCACAAUGCAGCUAACCAAGUGGACCACACACGGAGUGAGGAGGAAGCACGGCGCUGAAAAAGAAAACGAGGGGAUAAGGAGGCAAAGGGGAGAGGAGUUAACGGUCUUGUUAUCACAGAGGGUGAAAAAUGAAAUGCGCAGUCCGAGUCCAGGGGGCAGAGCUCUGAAUCUUUUUCGCCAUGGCUGACGUGCUGGACAGCAGCGGCGGCGGGCCGGGAGCCGUCAAAGUAGCCAGCGUGGAUUGGCAGAAACGCUGCAUCGCUCUGGAGAUGCAGCUGCUGAGGUUCCGGCUCCAGGCGGGCAAAAUCCGCGAGCUGCUGGCAGAGAAGAUGCAGGAGCUGGAGCAGAGGGUGACGGAGGCUGACCAGCGGGCUGAAAGUGCCGAGAAACAGAUCCAUGUCAUGGAAGAAAAGCUCAAGUCCGCGAACAUACAAACCAGUGAGUCGGAGAGCUCGCUGUACAGAAAGUAUCAGGACCUGACCGGCCAGGUUCAAGAGAAGGAUGCUGCGAUAAAGAGAUUAGAGACGCAGCUGGAAAAACAGAUCUUAGUCAGAGCCCAGGAGGCGAAGAUUAUCGAGGAGAAGGCCGCCAAGAUUAAAGACUGGGUCACCUUUAAGCUCAGAGAGAUGGAGCAGGAGAACCAGCAGCUGAAACUGGCCAACCUGAAUCAGACGGAACAGAUAAUGUUGCUGCAGGACAAACUACAAGCUCUCUUAGAGAAACCCGGAUCCCCUGCAUCUCCUGCCACCUCCCCUGUAAUGGAUACCCACCUGGUGCCCAGCAGUCCGCUGUUUCCUCCCAGCUGCCCUGGCACGCCACCUGCCCAAGAUGACAGCUGGAGACAGGCUGGUCCCCGCGGUGCCGCCGCUAAUAUGAAGACAUCGCCAGCAGAUGUGAAAAGGACCCCCGAACAUUCCAGUAAGGGGAUUUGCCUCGGAGACCUUGUGGCCCACGAUGCUCUCUCUCAGGGCUGGAGCAGGGAGGGUCCUGGCAGCCCUGUUUCCAUUAGUGGACCAGAGCUCCCAGUAGGCCCAGAGGGUCCUGCGGGGGGCUCCGACAGAGACAACUCCUCCGAUGAGCUCAACAGCAAGUUCCGCUCUCAGUGCCUCCACUCGUCCUCUUCAUCUUCGUCCUCAUCCUCGGCCUACGAGAUGGCCCAUGGACCAAGCUCCCCAGAGUCCAUCAUCAGAUUGACACCCAAAAGCCCACUCCUGUCACGCUCCCCCUCUACCAACAACCCCUUCCCCAAUCCGCCAGUUCACCAGUCAGGCACCAGCAUGACGUUACCCAAAGUACGGACUCCGCUCACCCCCAGAGACAGCAUCCAGCUGGUCAAGAAGCACUACAGCCAGCCACAGCCCAGCCUGGACAGACUCCACCACCUCAACGUCAACAUAGACAUCAUGACGCCGUCUUCCACUUCCUCCACCCUCAAGAGCACUGGCACUGCCAGCUUGGCCUUCUCGCAGGUGGUGGAAGAAACAGACAUCGACGACGGGCUCCCUGACAGCAUGGACGGGGUGGUGGAGGGGUCGGGAUCUGAGACGCCGUCGCGGGAUGGAGUCUCCUUCGUGGGACUCGCAGAGGAGCUGGAGCGGCUGGAUCCAGAGGUGCUGAAGCCGCCAACGCCUCCAUUGCACCGCUUCCCUUCAUGGGAGAGUCGAAUCUACGCUGUGGCGAAGUCGGGAAUGAGAGUAUCGGAGGCCGGUCCUGGAGCCAGGGGCGCCGGACGAGUGUCCAACUUACCCCAGUAUCCAGCGGCGGGUCCGUUCAGCCAGUUGAUCUACAAGAAUAUCAACGUACCAGUCUACACCACACUGAAAGGGAAAGCCACUCAGAUCAGCAGCGUACCUCUGCCUGACGAAGACUCGGGCUCUGAGGACGACAGCAGCUCCCUGGCCAGUUUACGGACCUCCAUCCUGUGUCCAGACAGGAAGAGCAGCGUCCCUGGGAGCCCACGCGCCGUCAAGAGAGGUGUAUCCAUGUCCUCCAUCAGCUCGGAGAGUGAUUAUGCCAUUCCUCCUGAUGCCUACUCUCUGGACAGCGACUACUCUGAACCAGAGCAUAAAGUCCAGCGAACCUCCUCUUACUCCUGUGAGAGCACUGGGCCUGAGAUGCUGGAGAAGUCCGGGUACCUGCUGAAGAUGGGCAGUCAGGUGAAAGCCUGGAAACGUCGCUGGUUCAUCCUGAGGAAUGGAGAGAUCCUCUACUACAAAUCUCCCAGUGACGUGAUCAGGAAACCUCAGGGUCAGAUCGAGCUGAACUCGUCCUGCAGGAUAGUUCGCGGAGAAGGAGCACAGACGUUUCAAUUGAUUACAGAGAAGAAGACCUUCUAUCUGACCGCCGAUUCACCCAACAUCCUGGAGGAGUGGAUCAGGGUUCUGCAGAACAUUCUCAAAGUCCAGGCCAGCGGCCCGGUUACAGUUGAGACCUCCGCCAAGCCCACCGUGAGAGGCUGGCUCACGAAGGUCAAACACGGACACUCGAAGCUGGUGUGGUGUUCUUUGGUCGGAAAAUCCUUCUACUACUAUCGCAAUCAGGAAGACAAGUUGCCUCUGGGGCAGCUGCAGAUGCGGGAGGCCUCGGUACAGGAAGUAGAUCGCUCCUGUGAUUCCGACGAGGACUACGAGACAGGCAGUCGAGGUUUCCUCUCCUCCCACUGCACCUUGGUGGUCCAGCCGAGAGACCAGAGUCCUACAUACCUGCUCAUUGGCACCAAGCAGGAGAAGGACACAUGGUUGUAUCACCUGAAGGUGGCAGCGGGCAGCAGCGCCACCCUCAAAGUGGGCACGGAGUACGAGCAGCUCAUCGGUAAACUCCUCGAUGCUGAAGGAGAUCCAGAAUGCGCCCUGUGGAAGAGCGAGGCCUUGAGCUUCUGUAAGGAGGGUCUGCGCUCGCCUCUCACCACUCUGCCCUCUGAAGCGCUGCAGACCGAGGCUCUCAAGCUUUUCAAGUCCUGUCAGCUCUUCAUCAACGUGCUGGUCGAGUCUCCGUCUGUCGAUUACCACACCUCGCUGGCCCAGAACGCUCUGCAAGUGUGCCUGACCCACCCGGAGCUGCAGAACGAGAUGUACUGUCAGCUCAUCAAGCAGACCAACCGGCGGACGCCACACAACUACUCCCUCACACAGUGCUGGCAGCUGUUGUCUCUGUGCGUGGCUCUGUUCCUCCCUCAACAACAUUUCCUUUGGUACCUCAGGCAGUACCUGCAACGUAACGCUGACCCAAGGAGUGAGGUGGGGAAGUACGCCGUGUACUGUCAGAGAUCUGUGGAGCGAACGCUGCAGAACGGAGAGCGGGAGGCCAAGCCUUCACGCAUGGAGAUCGUCUCCAUCCUGCUGAGGAACCCCUACCACCAUUCACUGCCAUUCAGCAUCCCAGUUCACUUCAUGAACAACACCUACCAGGUGGUGGGUUUCGACGGCUCCACCACAGUGGAAGAGUUCUUGAAUACGCUGAACCAGAGGAUCAGCGUGAGGAAGCCUCAGCUGUCUGGAUUCGCUCUUUUUACUGAUGAUCCGUCAGGCAAAGACCUGGAGCACUGCCUGCAGCCGUCUGCCAAGAUCUGUGAUGUCAUUUCCAAGUGGGAACAGGCCCUAAAAGAGCUGCAUCCUGGGAAAAACGAGGGGACACGGAUCGUCCGCCUGACAUACAAGAACAGGUUGUGUUUCAGAUCUCAGGUGAAAGGUGAGACGGAGCGUGAGCGCCUCCUGCUGGCGUACCAGGUAAAUGACGAGGUUCAGCAAGGCCACUUCCCUGUGAACAAAGAGCUGGCUCUUGAGGUGGCUGCCCUCAUGGCACAGGUUGAACACAGUGAUUUGGAGCGACCGGCUGCCUCGUCUCCUACCGGCUCUCCUCAGCCUAAAGCUCAGCUGAUCCUCCUGCAGGCCUUAGAGCGCUUCUACCCAAAACGCUACAAACACGACUGCAGCUCAGAGCAGCUCAGAGAUCUUACUGAGCGUCUGGCCACUAAGUGGUCUAUGCUACGUGGGUGCAGUGCAUCCGAGUGUGUGAGAAUAUACCUGACCGUGGCUCGGAAAUGGCCCCUGUUCGGAGCCAAACUCUUCAGUGCCAAGCCUGUCCCGCCCUCUCCUGUUGAGCAGAGCCAGGUGUGGCUGGCAGUCAAUGAAGACGGACUGUGUGUGCUGGACUACGCAAUGCACACGCUGGUCACGUACUCCUACCAGUCUGUGAUUACCUUCGGCGGCUGUCGCGAUGAUUUCAUGGUGGUCACGAGCCAGCAGAAGGAGCCCGGCGUCGGGAAGAAGAGCGUAGAGAAGCUGGUCUUUGCGAUGGCGAAACCAAAGAUACUGGAGCUGACUCUGCUCAUGGCCAGCUACAUGAACCACUGGAACCCCAGCCUCCCGCCGGCCUCGCACCAGCCGCUCGGCCACUGGGACGUCGACGGGCGGCACUUCCCCGCGAUGAACUACACCACCAAGGGCCCCACACUACUGUGAAAGGACAACAAAGACUGUUUGACUACAGGGAGGCUUGAUGACUACAGCUACCUUUAGUCUGGAGUGCGUUGGGUUGCAUGUAUUACAGAACAGGUACUAGGAGAUUAUUUUUUCAAGUGUUUUUUUUUUUUUUUUUUUAAUGAAGAUUUAGAUUUAGAAACAUCAGGAUUGGUCGUCUUAGACCAUUUAUUUCUACAACAAAAGGCUGUUUCAACCUUAGAUGUAAGGUUUUCCUCUAAUGCCUUGUUAAACACAGCAGUGAUCCGAUCAUUUUUGGUACCUAAACCUAACAAAGGCAUCAACAGAAAAACUGACAAGAAACAGAAAAUAACCUCAACAGAUUGCUCUAAAUCCAGUUUUAGAUCUGUCUCAUAUGUUUUAAUAAAGGUCCCGGAACAACAUUAAUGGUGAUGUGAAAAACACCAACACGGUGAUAUCAGACACACCCACGAGGUGCCGUGCAGUUAGAGAGGGAGCGAUAUGGCAUGUGAGACUUCAGUUUCAUAGUUUUUAGUAUCUUAAAUUGAUAUUCUCAGCAUAAUGUUUCUCUAAUUUAGACCUGCUAGGAACAAACAUUGUCAUUAGAGAUUAAUUUGACGAUCACAUAAAUUCUCAAAUAAAUACCCAUUAAAUGCCAGAAAACAGAAGCAAAUGUCUGUCACACAUUUCCCGAUUCCAAGUUGACACAAAGUCCAAAGGUAUUAACUUUAAUAUGUUUAUUAAUAUUCACAUUUGAGCUGCUGCAGCCACUGAAUAUUUGUUUUAAAAUGAUUUAAACAAUGAACUGAGUAUGAAAUGUAUUAACCUAAUCAAUCUAAAAAGUUUCAAUUCUGCUGCAGCAAAAAUCUGGUAAAUCUAUGGGUAGGACUGCUUUUCCCAAAGAAACUAAGGUCAUAUUAAAGGAAACUUUUUUGUAAUCUACGAAUCAACGUUUCUAUUGGUGCCUUAAUAUUUAGUUUAAAGAAGGCCAAAUUAAAGUGUAAUGAUACGAUAAGAGGGAUGGGGUCUGCACCUGUGCUUUUUAGCAGUGCAACAUGUUUAUAUGUUCAUUUUUCUGAUGGUCCUCGUACGAUAUGUCUCUGAAUUCCUUAAGACAAACAGCACAUUCACAAUCAGGUCACUCAGCGUUUUAAUAAUUAACAAACAAACGGAGGUGAAAAAAAAGAGCUACAGAAUAUUUUUUAAUGACUUGAACUGUCUUGGAUCAAACCACUGUUUUGCUCAUGUCCAUAUUAGCUAUUUAUUUUAUGUCCACAACAUUUUUUGUUUUAAUUUUCUAUUCAUACAUUACCUUUAGUAAUGUUCUCCACAACAUUUAUUUUGAAAGACUUAGUUUAGCUUUUUGUUUUUUUUCGUAGCAGAGUAAUUUAAGAGUAGAGUAUGUUUGGUUGCUGUAUCUGUACUAGAGUGUGUUUGAAAGAGGGUGUCGUUACGUUGCCUUGUGUCGUAUGUAUGUGUGGUCAUGAAAUAAAUGGUACGAUCCUGUGUUCCA
Molecule: messenger RNA, 6444 nt
Organism: Acanthopagrus latus (yellowfin seabream)
Lineage: Eukaryota; Metazoa; Chordata; Actinopteri; Spariformes; Sparidae
Gene: plekhh1
Product: pleckstrin homology domain containing, family H (with MyTH4 domain) member 1
Exons: 31
Coding region: 672-4952 (1426 amino acids)
Cellular component (GO): cytoskeleton
Source: RefSeq, a predicted model, not a curated record